This is a messenger RNA of Pieris rapae (cabbage white), 2373 nucleotides long. RefSeq lists its product as uncharacterized. Lineage: Eukaryota; Metazoa; Arthropoda; Insecta; Lepidoptera; Pieridae. The coding region runs from base 54 to 2312 and encodes 752 amino acids. The record is from RefSeq and is a predicted model, not a curated record. The transcript is spliced from 2 exons.
CGCAUAGCCGAGGGAUUGGCGCGUUUUCUAGCCUUGCAGAGCGAUAGUUUUACAUGAUGGCAGGUAGAAAUCGAAUAAGUCGAAUGUUCAGUCUACUUGACAAGAAAGAUGGUAAUACAAGUACCGACAGUUUUUCUGACCAAACGCAGCUUAGUCUUGAUGAACUGCUCGUAAAUUCUCCGAAGACUGGUUGCUCAAAAGACGGAUAUUCACAUGAAGAAACUGUACAUGAUUAUUUGGAAAUUUCACCGGAGCCUGACAAUUUCACGGAUGCGGAUGUAACGUUUCUGAUCUGCUGUGAUAUAAUGUCAACCCUAAUAGACUCUUUGCCGUGCUUCGAUAAAGACUACAGUUCAGGAAGCAGCGACGACUAUAUUCCUGACUCUGAAGAAUGUGCAGAAUCAGAAGAUGACAUGGUUACAUCUCGCCGCCAAAUUUCUAGCAAUAGACAGAAUGUAGUUAUUGUUGAAUCAGAAUCCGAGGAUAAUUUAUCUUUUUGGGAAAAGGAAGGUGUGAAAGAAGGGCGAAAACGUAAGCCUAGAAAAAGUGAAAAAGAAAGAAGAAAGGACAGAGAGAACAGAAAGAAAAAGAGAAAUUUGGGGAAAAGUUACGAAACUAAAAAAGGUAAAAUUGUGAAAGAAAGAGAGUUUAAGAAGCUAGUAAAUUGUAGACUAAAAUGUGCUGUAAAUAUACCGGAAGAAUUCAGAAAAGAAAUGUUUGAAGCUUAUUGGAAAUUGGGGGACUAUAAUCAUAGGGUUCAAUAUAUUAGUAACUUAAUUGAAUUAAAAAAUAAAAAAACGGGGAAACUGAUAGUAAAAAAGAAUAUUCGUCAAUAUGCUAACAAUUAUUAUUUAAAAAAGACCACAGAAUCCUAUCGCAUUUGUAAGGGUUGUUUUCUAAAAACAUUCGACGAAACUCCGAAGUUUGUACAAUUGGUAACUGACAAACUAAAAGUCAGUGAAGGACUAGUGCCCAAUUCACCAAGAGGAAAUAAUCCGAGUGCUAUUAAAAUUAGUGAUGAAAGACUCGAAGGCGUGAAACAACACAUUUUAUCGUUUCCUGCAUACGAAAGUCACUAUGGCCGAUCUAAGACCACAAAAAAGUUUUUACCACCUCAUUUAUGUCUCACAGACAUGUAUAAUGCAUAUCGGGAUGUCACCGAAAAUCCAGUGUCACAAACCAUAUAUAACUGGGUUUUUAAAGGACAAAAUCUUUCCUUUAAAAAGCCAUACGUAGACACUUGUGUUAAGUGCGACACCCUUGAAAUGCAAAUUAAAUUUAGUGAAGGUGAACAAAAGCUGGCUAAUGAAAGUCUCAAAGCAGAACAUUUAAAAAGAGCAGAAACUAUUUAUGACAGGAAAGCAAUGGACAGAGCACUUUCACUUGAGAAAUCUGACACAUUUGUUGCUUCAUUCGAUUUGCAGCAAUGUUUACCUACACCAUAUCUAAAGUCAGGUGCUGCGUUUUAUAAGCGACAACUCUGGACUUUUAAUCUGACAAUAAGGAACUGUACCACCAAUAAACCGUAUUGUUUUAUGUGGCAUGAGGGUAUUGGUGGCAGAGGAGCUAAUCAAAUAGCAUCCUGUGUAUACAAUUACAUACUUAAUUACGUUCCUGAUGGAAUAAAGCAUUUAAUUUUUUAUUCGGAUUCGUGUUCCGGACAAAACAAGAACAUUCAUAUGGUGUGCAUGUUUUUACUUGCUGUCCGCAACCAUCCCAGUGUUGAAACUAUAACACAUAACUUUUUUGUGCCUGGCCAUACCCAUAUGGACUGUGAUGUAGACCAUGCACUAAUAGAAAAAGCAAAAAAGAAAACGCAAAUGGACAUACAUCACCCACGAGAUUGGUACCAACUCGUUCGGACAUGCGGAAAAAAACAAUAUUUUACUGUUAUUGAAAUGGAAACUGAACAGUUUUUAGAUUUUGCAAGUCUCCUUAAAGGUCCGCUGAUACAAAAAAAAGUCGAUGAAGAUAAAAACAAAUUCAGCAUUUCAGAGACUGCCAUCUUUAGAUACAAUCGAGAAGAAUUUCCUAAAUUCCAAUACCAGGGUUAUGAAAGCGAACACUGGAAUACUGUAAGCCUUCUUAGAAGACGGGGGAAGUCUCCAAUGCCAUGUAGUGUUUUUGAGACUGGAAACAUUGCGCGUUGUUAUGACGGCCCGAUACCAAUAUCGAAAGAGAAGAAGAGCGACUUAAUGUCUCUGCUACCACUCAUUAACCCAAGCGUGAGAUCCUUUUACGUAAAUUUAUUGACUUCUGAUGAUGUAAUUGACUCUCAUCCUUUGGAACCUGUUGACAAUACCUUGGAAUAGACACAAUUUCCGGAGCUUUGUGUCGUUCGUUUUGUUUUUUUCGAAUUUAAAUGAUAGCUGA